CAAAAAGCUGAGGCUGUUAUCUUCGCGCGUAGAAACUUCUCUCUCUCGAUUCUCACCGUCUGAUGGCGUCGAUUUCAGCAGCUGGAUUUCUGCCGCAACCCCUCGCCUUCUCCGUCGGAACCGGAAGAGCUUCUUCAACUGUGAGACCAAUAGCAUGCUUUUCACUGCAGCAGCAACAAUCUCAGCUGAUUGAGCGAAGAAAAGUAAUGGUAGUAGGGACGGUUGGGUUACUCGCGGCCGCUCUCUGGCAUUCUUCCGACGGAAAUAUUGGAACGGCAAUGGCCGCCUCAUCUGGAUUUACCGACAUGCCUGCACUUAGGGGAAAAGAUUAUGGGAAGACCAAAAUGAGAUAUCCAGACUACACUGAAACAGAAUCAGGUCUUCAGUACAAGGACUUGCGGGUGGGGGAUGGCCCUACACCCAAGAUGGGAGAAACAGUUGUGGUUGAUUGGGAUGGCUACACUAUAGGAUAUUAUGGCCGCAUAUUUGAAGCUCGAAACAAGAGCAAAGGCGGUUCCUUUGUGGGAGAUGACAAAGACUUCUUCAAAUUUAGACUUGGAUCCCAAGAGGUGAUUCCAGCAUUUGAGGAAGCAGUUUCAGGAAUGGCUCUUGGUGGUGUGAGAAGGAUCAUAGUUCCACCAGAACUGGGAUAUCCUGACAAUGACUACAACAAAAGUGCCCCCAAACCAACGACCUUCUCAGGUCAACGAGCAUUAGAUUUUGUGCUAAGGAACCAAGGGUUUAUAGAUAAGACUCUACUGUUUGAUAUUGAGCUCCUGAAAAUCAUUCCAAAUUGAUUUCGGCUCAAAGGUCAUCAUUGCAUAAACAACUAGAAACCGAAAAUAUAUCAAGGGAAGUUUUCUAAUACUGUAACUGGGAGUUGUCAUCCAUGGCUGAAAAUAUUGGAAAGCAUUGAGCAAAGAAUGUAAAGUAUCUCUUUGAAGCAAGCAGUGAGGCCAUGUUUCAUACUCCAAAUUCUAGCUAUUGUUGUUUUUUGACAUUUUUAUAUAUUGCCAACUAAAAUAUAAUGGUGUGAAGAAAGUUGAGAUUGCCCAUUAUGACCAAAUUUUGUUACGAUCCAAAUCUUCAUUCAGUGCCAGAAAGUUUUGUAGCAUUCGUGUAUUGUUCUAUGUAUUUAUACUGUUCUUUUUGCUGGUUCUA
Hibiscus syriacus is the source of this 1161-nucleotide messenger RNA. Its product is annotated as peptidyl-prolyl cis-trans isomerase FKBP19, chloroplastic-like. The transcript is spliced from 10 exons. NCBI's taxonomy places the organism in Eukaryota, Viridiplantae, Streptophyta, Magnoliopsida, Malvales, Malvaceae. Gene Ontology annotation, molecular function: peptidyl-prolyl cis-trans isomerase activity. The record is from RefSeq and is a predicted model, not a curated record. Gene Ontology annotation, cellular component: thylakoid; chloroplast. The coding region runs from base 63 to 797 and encodes 244 amino acids.